Messenger RNA from Moneuplotes crassus, 1205 nucleotides. Lineage: Eukaryota; Ciliophora; Spirotrichea; Euplotida; Euplotidae. The record is from the annotation of a GenBank genome assembly.
AAUAAAUCAAGAGCAAAGUCAUGUACUUCAACUUUAUUUAUGAACGACAUGAGAGGAAUUUAAAGAUUCGGGAAGAAAAUUUGAAUGUAAAGCACAUUAAAGAACAGGCGAUGAGAUUAUUUCCUGUCCUAGAAGGAAAUCCUAUAACUAUUCGUUAUGAGCCUGACCGAGAUGAUGAGGAUGAUGUUCACUACCAGGAAGAUUAUGAAAAUGUACCAAUAACAAAGAAUAAACAGUUAAAAUCAAUUAUAAAGGAUAUUGAGCAGUCCAUAGAACUAUCAAAAGAUACUCAAGAGCAAAGGGUCCGUUUGCGUGUGUCAAUCUAUGAUGAGGAGCGUGAUAAUCCAGGUAAACGGAAAGAAACUCCUCCAAAAUUUCAGAUUAAGUCAAGGAAAAUAAAUUUUAAUGACAAGCUAAAAGAUCUAAAAGUUAUCUAUACAACUCCUGUUAAAUUUGUGAAUUAUCAGUUCAACUAUUCUGAAGAUUUUAUCCUCUCUCCUGAUUUUAUCGAGAUCCUCAUUAAAAAGAUCUUCACAGAGGCAAGGUACAGGCCGCUUAUUAAGGAUGCAAGGAGAAUGGCUGAGAAAACUAAGUUUGCUAAGAGUUACAACAUCACCAACUACCUAAAAGUAAUGAAUCAGUUUAUAAAAUAACCUGGAGAACGCUUGCAUCGUGACAAAAUCUCCUGCUAAAAAGAAAUCUAAGCUAGCUGCUUUGAACAGGUCAAUAGAUUCUCAUUUGAACACUUCAAAACACUUGAAACAGAAAUUGAGGAGAAAAGUUGGACACAGCUCAAAGGUUGAGACUCAUAGUGACUUUGACCAGGUUUCGUUUAACUAUGAACGUGCACAGCCCAAGAACGAUCCUAUUACGGCCUUUUACAGAGGCGAGCAUAAUACCUAUGAGCAUGGGGAGAGCCCUGGGCUCUCCCACCAUGGGUAUAAACGCAAGCCUCAUUACAGGUCUAUAGAACGGAAUACGACAAGUCAGAAACAGCAGAGGUUGAAAUUUGUCAAGUCAAAUUUUAUUUCAAUGAAAGAAAGGACCAAGACUGCAGAAAAGAUUAAUGGCAGAAGAAGAUUCAUCGAACGGGACAGAGCAGAUAAUUAUGGAGUCGUACAGUAAGAGCCAAAGCAGAAUGUGUAUGGGCAAGUGCCAAGGAGGAGUACAGGAGAGUGGGUUAUGGUAGCCAACCCCAUACAGAC